Messenger RNA from Aplysia californica (California sea hare), 2281 nucleotides. RefSeq names its product ceramide kinase. Gene Ontology annotation, molecular function: kinase activity. The transcript has 14 exons. The record is from RefSeq and is a predicted model, not a curated record. Bases 23 to 1780 code for a protein of 585 amino acids. Lineage: Eukaryota; Metazoa; Mollusca; Gastropoda; Aplysiida; Aplysiidae.
UCCGGGUCGUGGCCCAAAUUUAAUGAUGGCUACUGCUCCAGAAGCAAAAGUGUUACUGUACGCUGUUUUGGAAUAUGAAAAUAAACCCGCACAUGUUUAUUUGACAUCCACUCAGCUUCUGAUUGAAAACAGUGCAAGACCAAGAUCUCAUGACGAAUCUUUAGACGCUCGCCCGAGUUCUGGAGCACCGCAUCAUGUGAUAGACUUGAGAGAAGUGAUCGCAGUAAGAGCGGAGCACAGAUUGCGGGCAAAGGAAAAAAGAUUUCGAUUCAAGUCUCAACAGAAGCCAUGCUUGCUUCAGGAGGACAGGUUGGGAGGCACGAAUACAUUCUCCCUCUUUAUGAUCAAGAGAGUGUCACGGCACAGAUGGCGUCACAAAAGCUCAGCGUUUGUUUGCCGGGACUAUGGAACAUGCCAGAUAUGGAUUGAUAAGAUCCAGGAGCUGCUGAAGAAUCCAGAAUGGAACCGUCCAAAGAGGCUCUUAGUUUUCAUCAAUCCAUUUGGUGGCAAAAAGAAAGCACCCAAAAUUUUUGACGAAAAAGUUCGACCAUUAUUUGAAUUGGCUGGUAUUUACUCAGAAGUAAUAGUAACAAAGCGUCAGUAUCAUGCAAGAGAUGUGAUAGAAGAAUAUGAUCUACAAACAGUUGAUGGUCUCAUUUGUGUUGGUGGAGAUGGGACCUUCUCUGAACUCCUGAAUGGCCUUCUGGACCGUGUGAACGCAGAGGCUGGAGUGAGUCAAACAUUCCGGCACAAGCCAGUCAGUCCUUCCCUCCGCAUCGGCAUCAUUCCAGCAGGUUCCACAGAUGCAAUAGUGUAUUCCCUUGUGGGCAUCAAUGAUCCUGUCACAUCAGCUCUACAAGUCAUCUUAGGCGACAGUAUAGGCAUGGAUGUGACAGCUCUGUACAAAAAGGAGGAGUUUGUCAAGUACACCACCACCAUGUCAGGCUACGGUUACUAUGGCGACCUCCUGAAGGACAGUGAAACUCUUCGCUGGAUGGGGCCGAGAAGAUACACUUGGUGUGGGUUCAAGACAUUCCUAGCAAACAAAGCCUACGAGGGAGAAGUCUCGUUUCUGCUGGCAUCAGAAGACGACAGUCAUCCUCGUGACCACUCUAUUUGUUACUCCGGGUGUGAAAAGUGCAGGAGAGCUUCAGAAAAAACUGCUGCAUUGUCACCUGCGCGGGAUCCUCAGGCUGAUGGUGAUGUUGGUGCUACCGGGGAUUCUGCUGCAUCCAGUAAAAGAGCCUCUUAUUUGCUGAAGGAUGGCUGGCACCGAGUGCGGGGCCGGUUCAGCGCCAUCAACCUGGUGACCAUCAGCUGCCGUUGCGAACUGUCCCCCUCGGGAAUGUCCCCGUCCUCCCACCUGGGCGAUGGGUGCACCGACCUCAUUCUUAUACAGGACUGCUCCCGCCUCCAGUACCUGCGCCACCUCACACGCAUCCCGGACCUCAAGGCUGACCAGUUUGACUUUGAGUUCAUCCAAGUGUACCGCGUGAAGGAGUUCAGCUUCCAGCCCGUGGUGGAGCCGGAGGACGAGGAUGAGGGCGAGGGGGAGGCCAGGGAGGGCUGCGGGCGACACAAGUCGGGCCACCGGAGACUGCGCUCCGCCAGCAGCAACAGCGUGUGGAACUGUGACGGGGAAGUGGUGGAGCACCCUUGUCUUUACGUACAGGUGCACUGCCAGCUGAUCAAACUGUUUGCCCGAGGUGUGGAAGAACCCCAGAAAGAGGACUCAUCCCUGUGUCCGACCUGCUGCCCGUCCUAUGACAGCGACAAAUGACGGCAUGCCGGCCAGGGUGACGGGUGUCGGUGUCAUUCUCCGACAAGUGAGAAAUAGCACAGGAACUGGUGCGACCAAACUUUGGAAGUCCGUGAGAUGAUGUAAAUAGACUGCCACGGAAAGUUGUUAUAAUAGAGUUUUCAUGGAGAUUGUGAAUGGAAAGAGAGAUUACUCAGUGUUAACAGACUUUGUCACGGAAAGUUGUUAUAGAGUUUUCAUGGAGAUUGUGAAUGGAAAGAGAGAUUGCUCGGUCACUCUUUGGCUGUUCCAGGAUUUGACAUAUGUCGACAAAGGGAUGCUUCCUAUGCCCUUUGGAGUCUUUGAUCACUCUAUUGUUUUUGUGCAAUUUCAGGAGGCCUCAGGGCAUGUCUCGUUGACAUAUUGUUUUUUGGUGUAAGGGAUCGCUAUGGACAGCUGAGUGAACUAUAUCUGGCUGUUUUUGCCUUUUUUGCGUUUGUUGGAGCCAAUGAUAGUACAUAACAAGAUGGGCCACUUCUCUCU